AUGAAGGUUCCAGAAUUCUCUGCUAGUUCAGGCGAGUGGAGUGGAGACUUUCUCUUGCACAGAAGCCCUCCUCCAAACUCCAAGGAUUGCAUCGGGACACUUAAAAAUGGGUGGCUCUUCCUCGCUGCUUUUGCUGCUGUAUUGGGAAACUUCAAUUUUGGUUUCGCUUUAGUAUAUACCUCCCCGGUCAUCCCAGUUUUGGAAAGAUCUCCAAUCCCUAACUUGAGACUCAAGGAGGACACAGAGUCUUGGUUUGGGUCUGUAUUUACUCUGGGCGUCGCUACAGGUGGCUUGGGCACCAUGUACUUCAACGACCGCUUAGGCCGCAAGCUGAGCAUCAUACUCUCCGCUGUGCCAUCUGUCAUUGGCUAUCUCUGCAUGGCUGGCGCCCAAGAAAUCUGGAUGCUGCUGGUGGGCAGGUUGCUGACGGGAUUUGCAGGCGGUGUGACCUCUGCUUCUAUUCCAGUCUAUAUUUCUGAGAUCAGUCACCCCAGAGUCCGAGGAACGUUGGGUUCCUGUCCUCAACUCAUGGCUGUCUUGGGUGCUCUCUUCUUGUACGCUUUAGGCCUCAUCCUCCCCUGGCGAUGGCUGGCUGUGGCUGGAGAGGUGCCCGUUGUCUUCAUGGCCGUCUUGCUCUGUUUCAUGCCCAACUCACCUCGUUUUCUGAUCUCCAAGGGGAAGGAGGAGGAAGCCCUUAGUGCGCUGAGGUGGCUGCGAGGAGAAGAUGUGGAUUACUGGUGGGAAUAUGAGCAGAUCAAGGACAGUGUGAAGGAGCAGAGAAAACCAGUGUCUUGGGCAGAGAUCAAAACACCCUACAUCUGGAAACCGAUCGCAAUCACCUUGCUGAUGAGAUUCUUGCAACAGCUGUCGGGCGUCACUUGCGUCUUGGUAUAUUUGCAGACGAUAUUUGACCACACAGCAGUCAUAUUGCCGCCACAGUAUGAUGCUGUUAUCGUUGGGGCCGUCCGCUUGGGGUCUGUGCUGGUUGCCGCAUUCUUCAUGGAUAAAGCUGGGAGAAGAAUCCUUCUGUUUAUCUCAGCUAUUGUCAUGUUCUUCUCCAACCUGACUUUGGGCUUGUACAUCCACCUCAUACCCACGCACAAUUCCUCUGCAGUGAUGGUUAAUGGUAGCCACAAUGGCCUCGCCACCAGCCCGACCAAUGGCCUCACAGUUCUUCCUCUGAUCGCGACCAUGUUCUUCAUCACAGGCUAUGCCAUGGGCUGGGGUCCCAUCACUUGGCUGCUGAUGGCUGAGGUUCUCCCACUGAAGGCCCGAGGGGUAGUUUCUGGGUUGUGUGUGCUAGUGAGUUGGCUGACCGCUUUCGCCUUGACCAAAGUCUUUCCGAUGGUGAUGGGGAAGUACGGCCUGGAAGUCCCCUUCUUCUUCUUCAGCGCCAUCUGCGUGGUGAACCUUAUCUUUGCAUAUCUCAUUCCUGAAACCAGAGGGAAGUCCUUGGAGCGGAUAGAAUCCUAUUUCCGCACCGGGCGGAAAUCGUUUCUGGAAUCUUUCCGAGGACGUAGGUGAACAUUCAAACACUCAUUGAGAAUGAGAGUGAUAUUGGUUGAUCACUGUGGUGACUAUUCCCUAAAUGAACAGGUCUCAACCAUCAUGAAAUGGAGAGGUACAGGGAGAUAUCACUCCUUUGCAUCUAUUCGUAUCGUUCAGAUUGAGACAGAAUACGGCAACUAAGAGACAGCAAUACAAAUCAAGAUGCAGUUCGAUGUCCCUUCCACGGUCUUAUCCCUGCUCCUUCAGUUACAAGGUGGCAACAGUGACACUGACCUAUCUUACAAGGUUGUCGUAAGCAUCACGAAUAUAACGUAGCACUUUGAACCAUGUAAAGACUAUAUAAAGUUGAAGCAAUAUGUAUUACAGAGUCACAGAAAAACAGGAACAGCACUUGUGUGGCCCUUACACAGAACCGUGGUUUUCUGGACAAAUAUCUCCCUGCCCAAACGAACACAUCUGCAUUGACUAAAUAACAUUACAGCCUUAUACUUUUCUACUCACAAGUAAGUGCACUGAGUUAAGUCAGUUGGUGGGUAUAGUUAUGAGGGCAAUGAGUGUAUUACCCUCAGAAUAAGAAUCAUCCCCCCCAUGAAAUGUUUCUUCAGUCUCCAGUUUUCUGGCAUUGCAGAGUGAGGCACUGGAAAUUGUUCACACUUUGUUGUUGUGUGACUUCAAGUUGUU
This is a messenger RNA of Sceloporus undulatus (fence lizard), 2190 nucleotides long. RefSeq names its product solute carrier family 2 member 6 (gene SLC2A6). The record is from RefSeq and is a predicted model, not a curated record. Bases 1 to 1524 code for a protein of 507 amino acids. Lineage: Eukaryota; Metazoa; Chordata; Lepidosauria; Squamata; Phrynosomatidae. The transcript is spliced from 10 exons. Gene Ontology annotation, biological process: transmembrane transport. Gene Ontology annotation, cellular component: membrane. Gene Ontology annotation, molecular function: transmembrane transporter activity.